AUGGCGGAAGAGAAUUGUGAGCGUCUUGUUGCACUAGAAGUGGAGUUACUGGAUGAGAUGGAGGCGAACGACAUGGAGAUAUUGAUUCUGGAGAGUGGCCUUGAGGCUGUGUUCACGACAGCGGCUGAGGCUCAAGUGGAGCUGGAGAGUGUGAGUCUAAUGGCCGCCAAGCCCAUUCGUGCUGGUCACUCACCACCUGCCAAAAUUCAGGGGACUGGUGGUGGCGGCGAUGUCGCAGCUGGCGUGCGACGAACCUAA
Molecule: messenger RNA, 258 nt
Organism: Mesocestoides corti
Lineage: Eukaryota; Metazoa; Platyhelminthes; Cestoda; Cyclophyllidea; Mesocestoididae
Source: the annotation of a GenBank genome assembly